Haemorhous mexicanus (house finch) is the source of this 996-nucleotide messenger RNA. RefSeq names its product proline-rich protein 2-like. The record is from RefSeq and is a predicted model, not a curated record. NCBI's taxonomy places the organism in Eukaryota, Metazoa, Chordata, Aves, Passeriformes, Fringillidae. Bases 105 to 512 code for a protein of 135 amino acids. The transcript has 3 exons.
GGGAUCAGGAUCGGCGGCGGACCGGAGUGGGUGGAGACCCCCGGAGCAGGGCAGGCGGACAGCGGAGGAUCCCAGCGGUGGACACUGCAGUGGCCAGAGCCUGGAUGAUCCCAGCGGUGGACACUGGAACGGCCAGAGCCCCCGGACCGGAGCGGCCGGACACCAGAGGAUCGCAGCGGUGGACACUGGGGCGGCCGGACACCGGAGGAUCACGGCGUUGGACGUCGGGGAACCACAGCGAUGAACACUGGUCCACAGACCGCCCCCGCGCACAUUACGGUGAAGACGGUCCCGGCCCCCCACAGCGGAGGAGCAGCAAGGGUCCGGAGACCCCACCGGGCACUCCGCUCCAGAGACCACCUCCGCACACAUUACGCGGAGGAGCGAUAAGGGUGCGGGGACCCCACCGGACACUCCGCUCCAGAGACCACCCCCCGCCCACAUCACAUCACGGUAAGCACAAACGGAGAGGAUCCGGCCCCCUCCCGGUAACGGGAAGCGGCUGGAUAUAACCUGACUCCCUCUUAUCUCCACAGUGGGCACAGACAGUCCCGGGAACUGGGGAGCAGCGGGGCUGCGGAGACCCCCACCCCCCUUCCCCCCCCCAUUAAAUUAAACACAAACUGAGACGAGCCGGCCCCUCCCGGUAAUGGGGAAGGACGGAGAUGAUCUGACCCCCCCGUUCAUCCCCGCACGGGACCGGGGUGGAGCUGAACCCCGAACCAGGCCCUCCUAAACGGGGGACAACCGAGACCAACCGGGCCCUUCCUUAACAGAGGAGAACCGGGACCACCGGGCCCUCCAUCAUGGGGGAGGACCAAGCCCACCGGGCUCUCCUCAACGGGAGAGGACUGAGACCGGAGCCAGAGACAAGCCUGUCCCACCUGAGGGAGGUGAGGAGGGCUGAGACCCCCAGUGCCCCUAAAUGUAGAAAUGGAGACCCCAAAAAAGACAGCCAGAGACCCCCACCCCCUGUAAAUGGCGGGAGGAUGGAGA